AAAUCAAACAAAGUAGUUCGAGAUUAGCAAUGUUUACAAGAUGGUGGCCUGUGAUGGUUGGUAGGGACGCGAGAAACACUUGACCGGGAGCAGAAUUAGAGUUGGAUCCUUACACAACAUUGUGACGGUCGCCACUUACUACUAAGAUGAGUGUCUCCCAUGAUGAGGAUCACUUUGACUUCAACAAGCUGGAGCGGGAACUAAAGGCUGCUGUGACAGCUGAUGAAAAGUACACCAGGGAAAAUGAUGCUAAAAUCCGAGCUGUUCAUCAAAAAGUUGCCAGCUAUGAUGAAUUCAGGGAAAUAGUUAUGGCAUCACAUCUGAAACCCCUUGAGAAAGGGGACAAGAUCGAAGGCAAGUUUGUACAGCCAUGGAACAUGCAUGCAGACAAGAAAAAACACCCACAGCAUUCCAAGGAUUCGGAAACAAAAGAGGGACCAACCAAAGUGCCUCAAAACAGCCAGGAAUUUGUGAGAGAAUGGAGGAGACUGGCGUUGGACAAGAAAUACCACUUCCUCACCGAAAUUGGGCCACAAAAGUUGGAAAACAUUUUUAAACCUGAAAUAAGUUUUGGGUUGCUUGGUGAUUUUCUUGUAGUUUUGCUGGAAGGAUCACAGGAGGAGCUACACAUUGUGCUGAACAUUCUGGAAGCUUUCAGUCGGACCAAUCGGUUCAGUCUCUCUUUCCAGUUCAUGAGUUCGAAGGAAAAGGAAGCUUGUGAAAAACUGUUUCAAAAACUUGAAGGCCUGAAUGAAUGUUCUGACAGGAUAACAUCUUUAAGAAGUGUUUAUUGUUUGAAGAAAUAAAACUGUAUGAAAAAGC
Haliotis rufescens (red abalone) is the source of this 822-nucleotide messenger RNA. RefSeq names its product coiled-coil domain-containing protein 103-like. Lineage: Eukaryota; Metazoa; Mollusca; Gastropoda; Lepetellida; Haliotidae. The coding region runs from base 147 to 806 and encodes 219 amino acids. Gene Ontology annotation, cellular component: outer dynein arm. The transcript has 4 exons. The record is from RefSeq and is a predicted model, not a curated record. Gene Ontology annotation, biological process: epithelial cilium movement involved in extracellular fluid movement; inner dynein arm assembly; determination of left/right symmetry.